UACGAUAUGUGUUGCAAGAUUGGACAAACUUAACUAUCACACGAUAGAGUUAACUUUAUCAUUUUUGUAAAGUGUUCCAGGAAUACAACAUGUCUGUAAACUUUUUCCUGUUCUUGUGUUUUUUCUAUGGAUACGAUAGAUCAUACGGGGAGGUACUAGAUCCAGACAAUCAACCCCGACAAUGGCAAGAUCUAGUUACAUUCGUUAACCAGAAAAUCGGUAGCAUGGAACAUCUGAUGAACAUUAAAAAUGAACGCCUCGACCAAUUGGAAAGUAAAUUACGUGCACAGGAAACAGAAAUAUCAUCACUGAAAGAGUUAAUGCUUCAGAAGGAUACAAUUCUGAGCAAUCUGGUAAAGCAAGUUACGGAUUUAAAGAAGGGUGAAAUUAUGAACACGAUUUCCGAUACAAGUAUUGAACAUCUGGCCCGCGCGUCAUCAUCCACCUCUGUCAACAGUACGUCAGACGUCACAGACACCCCUGAUGGUGCCCGAGUAGACACUGAUACACAUACAGCCGGUGAUAGAAUGGGAGAAUACAACACCAGACGCCAACAAGAUGCUCUAAGCGAUGUAACUAUACCAAAACAGUAUAACCGUGUAGCCCCACCUACACCAAAACAAACCGUUGCUUUCCACGCCUACCGCACCUCAUCUAUAACCCUAGGGACACAAGGAGGAUCUGGACCAUGGAGACGGAUAUAG
This is a messenger RNA of Mizuhopecten yessoensis (Yesso scallop), 704 nucleotides long. RefSeq lists its product as uncharacterized. Lineage: Eukaryota; Metazoa; Mollusca; Bivalvia; Pectinida; Pectinidae. Bases 90 to 704 code for a protein of 204 amino acids. The record is from RefSeq and is a predicted model, not a curated record. The transcript has 2 exons.